AACACGGAAGUGGACAUUUAUUGAAAAGGAAAAAUUUGCUCUAUUCAGCUCGGAAACAUUCGGAUUAUCAAGUUACUGUAUACAUUUUUUAUUUAUUUUAAUAUAUAUAUAUAUGUUUCGGCGCGUAUAGUCAUCUUGGACUUGCCAAAAAAAACCCGCUGCUGUUCGUUUCGUGGAUCCCGAUUCAAACUAGCUAGCAAUGAACACGGACGUGGAAUUCCACAUCAGGCAGAAUUAUCCGUGGAACAAGCUACCAGCAAAUGUCAAACAGAGUGUUGGGAACUCGCAGCGUGAAUAUGAAAAACACGUGCAGCUGUACAGUAUCCGCAACCAGCUGAGGUUCCGCAAUAACCUAGUGAGACACGUGAGGAAGGAUGAGAGGAAGUACUAUGAGGAGCUGCUGAAGUACAGCCGAGAUCACCUGAUGCUCUACCCCUACCACCUGUCUGACAUCAUGGUGAAAGGCCUCCGCAUCACCCCGUUCUCCUACUAUAUCAGUAUCAUGGAGGACAUCAUGAACGUAGAGAAGAGUUACGACUCACUGCCCAACUUCACUGCUGCUGACUGUCUAAGACUGCUGGGAAUCGGGAGGAACCAGUAUAUAGACUUGAUGAACCAGUGCAGGUCCUCCAAAAAAUUCUUCCGUAGGAAAACGGCGCGAGACCUGCUGCCCUCCAAGCCAGUAGAGAUCUCUGUUGAGCCCUGGUGGGUGGCUCAGACCGGAUACAUCACAGAGGAUGACGUCAGGAUCUGCUCGGUGGCAGAGAGGAAGGCGAUUGAUAAGAUGAUUGAUUCAGGACCCCAGCUGGCUGGAUCAAUGGAGUACAAUGUGGUGCUGAGUCUGUACAACAGGGGGUACAUCUACCUAGAUGUUCCCAUCUCUGAUGCCAGCUGUAUCUCAGUGCCCCCUCUGGAAGGCUUCGUGAUGAACAGGGUCCAGGGAGACUACUUUGAAACCCUUUUGUACAAAAUAUUUGUGUCCAUCGACGAGCAGACUAACGUCUUAGAGCUGGCUAAUGUUCUGGAGAUUGACUUGGGCCUGGUGAAGAAUGCUGUGUCUAUGUACUGUCGCCUGGGUUUUGCCCUGAAGAAAGGAGGCUCGUUCAGCUCAGAGCAGCUCCACCCCACAUGGAAGACUGCUCCCUCUGUCAACAGAUUGAAGAGCACUGUGGACCCCAAACAGAUGCUGCUGUCAUGGGAACAGGGGAGUCCUGUGAUGGAGGCUGGAUCCUCUGCUACAGACACCACCAGCCUGGAGGACCGAGACAACGCCAGUGUGAGCAGCCUGAGUAACCCUGGUCCUGCUGCCCCGCCCACCAAGAGGAUCGCCUUCCUGUUUGACUCCACCCUCACCGCCUUCCUCAUGAUGGGGAACCUCUCUCCGAACCUGAAAAGCCAUGCAGUCACCAUGUUUGAGGUGGGGAAGCUGUCAGACGAGACCCUGGACAGCUUUCUGAUGGAGCUGGAGAAAGUAGAGAGCACAGCAGAGGGCGAGGCCCAGAGGUAUUUUGACCACGCUCUGACCCUCAGGAACACUAUCCUGUUUCUCCGCUACAACAAGGACCUGACCACCGACCAGGGCCCUGACCUGCCUAACAACGGCCUGCCCCUGGACAUGCUCCGCUGUGAGAGUCUGCUGGGUUUAGACCAGGCCACCUGCAGCCGUGUCCUCAACAAGAACUACAAACUACUGGUCUCCAUGGCACCGCUCAGCAACGAGAUCCGGCCUAUCAGCAGCUGCACACCUCAGCACAUUGGCCCAGCCAUCCCCGAGGUGAGCUCCAUCUGGUUCAAGCUCUACCUGUACCAUGUGACCGGCCAGGGUCCUCCCUCCCUGCUGCUGUCCAAGGGCUCCAGGCUCCGGAAACUACCAGUCAUCUUCCAGGUUUUUGACAGGUUGCUGAUCACUUCCUGGGGUCACGACCCCGGUGUGGUGCCCACGUCCAACGUGCUGACCAUGCUCAAUGACGCCCUCACACACUCCGCUGUACUCAUACAGGGCCAUGGGCUGCAGGGUCAUGGAGAGACCGUUCACGUCCCCUUCCCGUUUGACCAGGAAGAUCUCAAAGGAGAGUUCUCCUCCUCCAACAUGUGUGUCCACAAGGCCCUGCUGCUGCUGAGGGAGAAGGUGGAUCUGGAGCACCAGUGUGGCUACAUCACCAUGCUCAACCCCAACAACAGGCACCGCAGGAGGCCCAGCGAGAGCUCCGACGGCAGGGGAGACAGUCAUCUGGGUGGUGGAUUGGAGGCCAACAGCAGCACGGAGUCCUUUGAGCUGGUCACAGAGGACAACAAUGGAGGAAAGCAAGCAGCAGAAGUGCCGUUGACAGAAGAUGAGUGGGUCCCUCUAGAGCUGUGCUUUGGGAUGCCCCUCUUCAGCUCCGAGCUGAACCGCAAAAUAUGCAGAAAGAUCGCCUCGCACGGCCUCUGUAGCAAAGACAGCCUUCAAGACUUACUUCAUUCCAGCCGGAAACUAUCAUUAAAUGUUCUGAGUUUUGUUCAGUCAUUCCAGGAUGGCAGUCAGGGUCAGCCCGACCCUGACAGUGGAGUAUCCGGUCCUCUCAGCCAGCCCCCGGCCGAGUCUGGUGUUCCGCUGCCCGCUCUCAACCUCAUCUUCAAGGAUGGACAGCUGAGGGAGUGGAGUGGACGAGCACCUCCACCUCUCCACAUCUCAGCCCUGCAGAAAGACCAGUCCUUAUAGACCUCUCCACAUUAUAGACCCCUCCACAUCUCAGCCCUGCAGAAAGACCAGUCCUUAUAGACCCCUCCACAUCUCAGCCCUGCAGAAAGACCAGUCCUUCUAGACCCCUCCACAUCUCAGCCCUGCAGAAAGACCAGUCCUUAUAGACCCCUCCACAUCUCAGCCCUGCAGAAAGACCAGUCCUUAUAGACCUCUCCACAUUAUAGACCCCUCCACAUCUCAGCCCUGCAGAAAGACCAGUCCUUAUAGACCCCUCCACAUCUCAGCCCUGCAGACAGACCAGUCCUUAUAGACCCCUCCACAUCUCAGCCCUGCAGAAAGACCGGUCCUUAUAGACCCCUCCACAUCUCAGCCCUGCAGAAAGACCGGUCCUUAUAGAACAUGUCACUUUCUCUCAAACACUCAUUCAACCACAUAAAUAUAACUUCCUGUCUCUGUCCUGCAAAACACGAGCCCACAGUAGCCCCACACUCCCUAGGCCGUCCCCAAGAGGUGAUGGUGUUACUUUAGCGGGGCCACGAGGAGACUGUCUGUAUUGGUCAUUUACAUUGGUGAUAGCUGGUGAUGUCUAGACCUUUUAGGCCAGUGGUUCCCAAACUUUUUAGGUUACUGUACCACCAAGUGAAUUUUGCUCUGCCUGGAGUACCCCUUGAAGUACCCCAUCGUGUGGAUUUUACCAGUAGUCCUAUGGUCUCAUGAGUCUUCUCCAGUACCCCCUGUGGGUAGGCCAAAUACCCCCAGGGGUCCUAGUACCCCUGGUUGGGAACCAACUGCAUUAGGGCAUCCAGAAAAAAUAGGAAACUAUUAAAAGUAUUGACAACGCUGUAAUAUUGAGUCCAUAGAGUUGAAUAGAAGUUCCCUUCCCUUUAAAGUCUAUGUUCAAUACUUUUGCUGAAUAAUAGAAAAAUAUUCAUAAAUGACUGUAUUUUUUGCUGACCUAAGUAGGUAUUUUUGAUGGACUAAGUAGGUAUUUUUGAUGGACUAAGUAGGUAUUUUUGAUGGACUAAGCCUGGAAUGGUUUGACUAGUAAAUGUCUGUAGAGCAGGCAUGGUUAACCCAGUGAUUUUGUUAGUCACUCUCAUUCAGAUAUAUUAAAGACUGCAAACAUUUCUCCCCACCCUAAAAACGUGUAGAAUUGCAGGAAAUUUGUUAGAGAAUCUUGUGUGGGUACGCUGUCCCUCGAGCCUCUUCAGCCCUGCAUGAUGGGUACGCUGAGCCUCGAGCCUCGAGCCUCUUCAGCCCUGCAUGAUGGGUACGCUGUCCCUCGAGCCUCUUCAGCCCUGCAUGAUGGGUACGCUGAGCCUCGACCCUCGAGCCUCUUCAGCCCUGCAUGAUGGGUACGCUGAGCCUCGAGCCACUUCAGCCCCAUGAAAGUUGGCCAUCCCUGCUGUAGACUCUCCACACUAGACGAACCAACCCCUCCCUCCUCCUCCUAUUGGCCUAAGUUUUAAUAGCCCACUCACCCCAUGCAAGGAAAAUCUGAAAAUACCUACUUCUUAUUGAGGUGUCUUUUUAAUGUCACAAUGAGACUGGUGUAGUGCUCUUCUCUUCUAUAGCCUAUGGAUCAAUCAAACAGCACGCUGACUGAAAAACCUGUUCCAUUUUCAUUCUAGUUUAGUUUCAACCAUAAAAGUAUUGUUGUUGCUUGUGUCAUGAUUCCCCAAGGUGCAGUUCACUCUAUCAGCCAGUAGUAGUUGGUGUUUUGUUCAGGAACUGGACGCCGGUUGGUUGGUUGGUUGGUUGGGGGGGGGUUGGUUUGAGAUCGACCUCGGAUCAGAGGAGAGCUACCAGCCCCCCCUGCUUUAUGCAAAACAUUUCUCUCUCUGUUUGACUGAGGGAACACCAAAGACUACAUUUCUCUCUCUGUUUGACUGAGGGAACACCAAAGACUACAUUUUUUGUUUGUGGUUAAAUUUUUCUUUGGGGUUUUUACUUAUCUUUUUUUUUGUGUCUUUUAUUUGUAUUUUUCUACCUUAUUAUUAUGACAUCAUCCUCUAUCAUGCCCUGUAGACUUCUAUAUCGUUAUCUCUGGCCCCAGUCCAGUCCUGUACGGACAGCACACUCCACUCCCUUGGCCAGUUUGUUAAGAUCUCUGUUUACAGCGACGGCUAGUGUUACUUAGUGACGGCGUCAAUGCUGGUUCAGACCUACCUGGGUUAAACUAGUAUCCGUUUUCUUUAUGCCUGGCUGGAGUAACCCAGAUGGUUUGGAGUUUUUUGAGACUGUUGUAAUUGGUUCCACUGUGCCAGGCAAGCUCAAUAAAGCACAGAUGUUUGAACCCGGGUCUGCUUGGGUUAUCCAGAGAGCAACCAAAGCCUGGACCAAGUCCCUCACAGAGAAGAACCAUAUUAGAAUCUAAUGUGUUCUAUCUAUGACGCUGUCUAUUCAUAAUGCUCCUCGGACGGCAGCAGCAGUAGUACACUCAGUAGUACACUCAGUAGUACACUCAGUAGUACACUCAGUCGUACACUCAGUCGUACACUCAGUCGUACACUCAGUAGUACACUCAGUAGUACACUCUUAAUAGUAGUUCUAUCUAUCUCUCUUUUUUUAUGUGGAUGGAUAUGUUCAGUUCCCCCCAUUUUGACCCCGUAGUGGUUGUUUAUUGAUGAUGAUGAUGAUGUAGAUAAAAGAUAAACGAGGUCCUGGUGAAGCAUGAUGAGUGUGUAGAGACCAUUGUCUGUGUAUAACACCAUCACCUCAUCAACCUACCCAAUACCUCCUGCCAUUAUUGUCCCCUACCCUCCAUAACUAGUCUCCUAUCGAUGGACUGGCCCCUACCCUCCAUAACUAGUCUCCUAUCGAUGGACUGGCCCCUACCCUCCAUAACUAGUCUCCUAUCGAUGGACUGGCCCCAACCCUCCAUAACUAGUCUCCUAUCGAUGGACUGACCCCAACCCUCCAUAACUAGUCUCCUAUCGAUGGACUGACCCCUACCUUCCAUAACUAGUCUCCUAUCGAUGGACUGGCCCCUACCCUCCAUAACUAGUCUCCUAUCGAUGGACUGGCCCCUACCCUCCAUAACUAGUCUCCUAUCGAUGGACUGGCCCCUACCCUCCAUAACUAGUCUCCUAUCGAUGGACUGGCCCCUACCCUCCAUAACUAGUCUCCUAUCGAUGGACUGGCCCCUACCCUCCAUAACUAGUCUCCUAUCGAUGGACUGGCCCCUACCCUCCAUAACUAGUCUCCUAUCGAUGGACUGGCCCCUACCCUCCAUAACUAGUCUCCUAUCGAUGGACUGGCCCCUACCUUCCAUAACUAGUCUCCUAUCGAUGGACUGGCCCCUACCCUCCAUAACUAGUCUCCUAUCGAUGGACUGGCCCCUACCCUCCAUAACUAGUCUCCUAUCGAUCUAUCAGACCCAUACCCUCCAUAACUAGUCUCCUAUCGAUGGACUGGCCCCUACCCUCCAUAACUAGUCUCCUAUCGAUGGACUGGCCCCUACC
Messenger RNA from Salmo salar (Atlantic salmon), 6147 nucleotides. It is a transcript of the gene fam91a1, whose product is annotated as family with sequence similarity 91 member A1. Gene Ontology annotation, biological process: intracellular protein transport. Gene Ontology annotation, cellular component: cytoplasmic vesicle; trans-Golgi network. The record is from RefSeq and is a predicted model, not a curated record. Lineage: Eukaryota; Metazoa; Chordata; Actinopteri; Salmoniformes; Salmonidae.